Messenger RNA from Chenopodium quinoa (quinoa), 2136 nucleotides. RefSeq names its product L-ascorbate oxidase homolog. NCBI's taxonomy places the organism in Eukaryota, Viridiplantae, Streptophyta, Magnoliopsida, Caryophyllales, Amaranthaceae. The transcript has 8 exons. The coding region runs from base 448 to 2091 and encodes 547 amino acids. The record is from RefSeq and is a predicted model, not a curated record. Gene Ontology annotation, molecular function: copper ion binding; oxidoreductase activity.
GAGUGUGUACUUUUUUAGUACAUACUGAGUAAUAAACUUUUUACAUUGUUACUCAGACUAUAAAAAAAAAAAAAGCUAAAUGAUAACAAAACACGAGUACUAAGGAAUGGAGGGAGUUAAAUUUUCAAAUAGCAGAUACCAAAAGGAAUUUAAUGAGAAGAAAAUAUAAUAAUGAGAUAUAGUGAGGAACACUUCAAGCAAGAAAGUGGCAAUUUAGCAUCUAGCAUGAAGUGCGCCGCAAUAGAUCUCUGACACCGCUCAUUGCUAAUUAAAUCCAGCGUGGUUUAGCUGAACCAAAUUAUAUAAGGGAGGUCUCGGACUACACUGUUGUAAUCCAUUUAUAAACUUCUUCAACAUAUAUAUCUUUCUCGUACAAAUUUGGGGAUUGAGUUAAACUCCUCUAUACUUAUAAUUAGGUACUUUUAUUAAGUAUACAAUCUUCAUAACAUGGGACGAAUAGAAUUAUUUUCUAUUCUCCUCGGAGUUCUAGCUUUGUCAAAUAUUUUCACAAUUCAUGCAGAUAGUCCAGAUAAAUAUUUUGAUUGGAAUGUAACCUAUGGAAUUAGAUCUCCUCUUGGAGUUCGUGAACGGGUUAUUCUUAUAAAUGGAAAAUUUCCUGGUCCAACAUUAGACUGCGACACUAAUGACAAUCUCUAUAUCACAAUCCAUAAUAAUUUGGCAGAGCCAUUCCUAAUAACAUGGAAUGGGGUUUGGCAAAGAAAGAACUCGUGGGAAGACGGGGUGCUUGGAACUAACUGUCCCAUUCCACCACACUCGAGUUGGACAUAUAGAAUGCAAGCCAAGGAUCAAAUUGGUACUUAUAUGUACUUCCCUUCCACGGGUAUGCAUCGAGCUGAUGGAGGUUAUGGUGCGUUCAAUAUUCAUAGAAGACCUGUUAUUGCCCUACCUUACCCUGUUCCAGCUAAGGAAUUCACCCUCCUUGUUGGAGACUGGUUCCAUACUGGACCUCAGUUCACAAAUGGAGUAGCAAACAUGCUGAAAUAUAAGUUGGACAAUGGAAUUGGUAUGCCAACACCUGAUGGCCUACUUAUCAACGGGUUGCCUAGUGGUACAAUCUUCACCGGUAAAGCAAGGAAAACAUACCUGUUACGAGUGUCGAAUGUGGGGAUCAUGGCUUCAAUCAACAUCAGGAUACAGGGGCAUACAAUGAAGCUGGUUGAGGUUGAGGGUUCUCAUGUUCUCCAAGAAAUUUACGAGUCUCUUGACGUUCAUCCAGGCCAAUCCAUGUCGGUUUUGGUGACCCUUAAUGGCGCUAUCAAGGACUACUACAUUGUCACCUCAACUCGAUUCAUGAAGAAGACUCGUACAGCUACUGCAAUCCUGCGUUAUAAGAAUUCAAAAGUCAGUGCUUCUGGUCCUUUACCUGUCGGUCCGACUUAUCAAGUUCACUGGUCCAUGAAGCAAGCCAGAACUUUCAGAUGGAAUCUUACUGCUAAUGCUGCAAGACCGAACCCUCAAGGAGCCUACCGUUAUGGAGGAAUUGAAAUCACUAAGACAAUCAUUUUGGGAAAUUCGGCGGGAAAGAUCAAUGUAAAUGGAUUGAAAAAGAGAUAUUAUGGAAUUAACAAUGUCUCUUAUGUGAAUCCAAGCACACCAAUAAAACUGGCUGACCAUUACAACAUUCCCGGUGUUUUCAACCUUAAAACGAGUAGGGACAAAUCCACACCCGGUCCUAUGGUCCUUGGCACCACCGUCUAUGACUUGGCUCUCCAUGAUUAUGUAGAAAUCAUCUUCCAAAACAACGAAGAUACCACUCAGUCUUGGCAUCUUGAUGGCCAUAACUUCUUUGUUGUCGCAUUUGGUGCAGAUGAAUGGAAUCCAAACAUGAGGAAAAAAUAUAAUUUGGUCGAUGCUGUCUGGAGAAGCACUAUCCAGGUGUAUCAAAACUCAUGGACAGCAGUAUUAGCAGCUCUAGACAACAAGGGAAUGUGGAAUUUGAGAUCAGCAAUAUGGCACAGACAGUACUUAGGGCAGCAAGCUUAUUUCAGGGUGUGGAAUAAUGAAUAUAGCGUAAGGACAGAAAAUAUAAUCCCUUCAAAUGUUCUAAAGUGUGGAAAGGUUGCUAAAUAAUAGACUUAGUUUCUGUAUUUAUUUAUUUUCCCUAAAAAAAAAAAA